Messenger RNA from Aspergillus pseudotamarii, 441 nucleotides. RefSeq lists its product as uncharacterized. The coding region runs from base 1 to 441 and encodes 146 amino acids. Lineage: Eukaryota; Fungi; Ascomycota; Eurotiomycetes; Eurotiales; Aspergillaceae. The transcript has 2 exons. The record is from RefSeq and is a predicted model, not a curated record.
AUGAAGCCUACCACUAUCUGCUCCUUCCUCCUGGCCACCGGUACUGCUCUGGCUAUGCCUGCCAAGAGAGCCGAGAAACCCAUUACUAUCAGCGGCCUUUUCGCCUCUCAGAUUGAUCAGCAGGGGUACAUUACCUUCAAACUGAACGAUCCUAACUACAACGAUGUGACCGGCGCCAAUGUGAUCUGGCAUCGUCCCGGAAGCCCUCUUGAAGGCGCUCGUACCAGCGACAGCGCCUACUAUGUCCAGUUUCCGGGCGGCGUGAAUGAUAUUUCCGUCUUCACCUUGCAGCUCCAACGAGUUAACGGGACUGAGAAAGUCUCGUUCACCCUCAAUGACAAUGGAAGUGGCCAUGCCCCGGGCACCAAGUGGCUGUGCAACACAGAGACAGGAACACAGACGGUGAAGAAGUGUCACUACGAUGGUGACAUCACCUUAUAA